Messenger RNA from Spirodela intermedia, 5977 nucleotides. NCBI's taxonomy places the organism in Eukaryota, Viridiplantae, Streptophyta, Magnoliopsida, Alismatales, Araceae. The record is from the annotation of a GenBank genome assembly.
AUGAAGCGACCUAGAUCGUAUGGAGAGAGCACCGAGGAGGACGGCCCUGGGGAGAAGGGGGUGAUGAAGGACCGGGGAAGGCGGGAUCAGGAGUCUGACCGCCUUUCUUCCCACCGCCGCCUCUAUCCCAAGGCUGAGAUCAGCGCUGGCGGCGGCAAGGGCUCUUCAUACGAUUGGUCGCUGGAUGGCCGCGAGCCUCUGUCAAAGUCGUCGUCGAGGAAACAAUUUGAUCACGAAAUGGAGGGGUCUGAUCGGCGAAAGUACGGCGGCGCGUCUGAACGGUAUCUUGACGAGGAGGAACGCGCAGUGCAGGCGUCCUCGCCGCGUGUCUCCUAUAGCGGCGACCGGAUCCAUCGGUCUGAGAGAUUCUCCUCGUCUUCAAGGAGGGAUAAACCCCAUGGUUACAAGUCGGAGAAAGAAAGGUCGAGGAGGGAGGGGAGCACUGGCUCCUCGUGGAGGAGAUCGAGUAGUGCGAAGGACAUUGACGAUGACGAUGUGAAGUCUGUGUCUGUCUCUAUUGAUUCUGUGGGGGGUAAUGAGCAUCGCCUGCCAUCAGAGAACAGAGGGAAGACGAAGCUCAGGGAGUCCUACAGUGGGGACCCGCCGGUAAUCGCGGACGUGAAGGAUACGCAGGAAAAAGGGGCAGAGAACUGCAGCAGCGAGAUGGAAGAAGGAGAGUUGGAACCUGAUCCCGAGCCGAACCCUGAUUCCGUUCCCGAGCCCAUUUUACAUCCCGAUCCAAUGCCAGCGUCGGAAGAUGGAGCAGAGAUGGAGUUCGAAUGCAGAAUCAGAUCAGGUGACAGCGCACAGUCUGGAAGAGAAUCAUCAAGUGAAGAGAAUCAUCAAGUGCCUGACGACGACGAUGGUUCUGCCAGUAAGGUGAAAGGGAUUGUGGUAGGAUCUGUUUCUCAAGGGUGGUCUGAUGGAAUGCAAUUUCAUGUAAAUUAUACUUCCAAUAAAGUAAAUGCAAAGGAAAAACUAGAGCCAGAAUGCGAGGUGAAACCGACUAUUGCUUCUGAUAUUGAUAGAUCAGAAUAUGCUACUGCUCACGAAGACAAUGCAAGUCCUGAGUCACUGGGACAUGAUCUAGAAGGCUCUGUUAGAGAGAAUUCUCCAGAGGAACAUGCAAAAAUUGUUCCUCCGUGUGCUUCUCCUCCAUUAGAUGAAAAGAUGGAGAACAAAGAGGAAGAAGAAAAGGUGGAGGACAAAGAGGAAGAGGAAAAGGCUCGACACCUUGUGGCAGACGCAGAGGAACCGCAGGAGAGAAAGUGCAUAGACUUGGAGAAGGAACCAACAACGCCAGAAGGUAUAAACCUUGAAACCGAAGCAGAAGUGCCAAUGAUUCUCUUUGGUCCAUGCAAGGACGAUGUAGCAAGAAAAAAUAGCUCUGAAGUGACCCUGAAUAUUAUGACUGGCAAUAAUGACAAGGGCAAAGGAAAAAGCUCGGCAAUAUCUCUUUCCGAAGAAGCAAAUUCUGCGGAUGAGAAUGAUGCAAUGGAAGGACCUAGCAGCAUCAGGAGUUUUGAGUUGGUAUUCCGGUCCAAGAUUACCAAAUCAGAUAAUUGGUAUCCCAGCGUGGUUGCCAUCGGUAAACGUGAAGAGGAAAAACCCGAUUUGGAACCUCUUGACCUCUCUCUUGGACUACCAUGUGGUUCACAGGGCCUUAGUUCCCACGAACCUAAGGCAAGACCUAACUUGCAGAGUACUUCUCUGGAACACGGUCAUAGGACUACUUCCCCUACUCCACGAAGCAUUCAAUCCCUUCCAUCUUCAUUCUGUGCUGACUCAUCUGCUUGCAUGGAUUCAGUUUCAUUCUCUGGUUCAGAGACAUUUCUUCAUAAUCCUAGCUGUUCUCUCACCCAGAACUCUAUGGAAAAUUAUGAGCACUCUGUGGGUAGCCAUCCUAUAUUUCAGGGUAUUGAUCAGGCCGCUAAUAACACUAUUUGGCAAGGGCAGCCUUCAAAUGAAUCUAAAAGCAAGGGGCCUGCUAUUCGAUCAUACCGAAAGUCACAAUUAAAUGGCAAGUUGACUCAUGGUUCACCUCAUGCUGUGAACGUUCUGGCACGUCAGUCAAGUCUUCCAAGGCUGUCGUCUCCCGCACAUAGUCAUGGUCCUCGGGACACCAGAUCUGACUCCAUUAGAAAGGUACUCAAAAGGGCAAGAAGCAAUAGCAGCUUGUUUAAGAGUGAGCAGCAGGUAGCAGAAGAUAUGGGCUCCAGUGGUUUCAGUGCUACUGAGAAAGUCUUAAAUAAGAUUGUUUUAGAGCCUUUACAGAUUGUCUGCAGAAUGAUUCAAGAGAUGAGCCAUCAGUCUGUUGCAUAUCUAAGGGAGAGUAUUGGUGAGAUGGUCAUAAAUAGCGAUAAGCGUGGCUACCUGUGUGCAUUGCAGGAUACGCUGCAAAAGAGGUCAGAUCUAACUCUGGAUACACUGUCCAAAUGUCACCGAGUUGUGUUGGAGAUUUUGGUAACUCUCAAAACUAGGCUUCCUGAUUUCCUUCGUAAAGCAAACAAUGUUCCUUCUUCUGACCUGGGGGAGAUAUUUUUGAAUCUCAAAUGCCGAAACAUUGCAUGUAGGAGUAUUCUGCCUGUUGACGAAUGUGACUGCAAGGUUUGUGUGCAGAAAAAUGGCUUCUGUAGUGCAUGCAUGUGUCUUGUUUGUUCCGAGUUUGACUUAGCAUCCAAUACUUGUAGCUGGGUUGGGUGUGAUGUAUGCCUCCAUUGGUGCCACACUGAUUGUGCACUGCAAGGCUCUCAUAUCAGGAAUGGCUCAAGUGUUACAGGGGCUCUGAGGAACACAGAGAUGCAGUUUCACUGUGUUGCCUGUGGUCAUCCUUCGGAGAUGUUUGGCUUUGUGAAAGAAGUGUUCAAGACGUGCUCAAAGGAGUGGGAAACGGACGUUUUAGUCAAGGAGCUGGGUUAUGUAAGGAAAAUAUUUUCUUCUAGUGAGGAUUCAAGGGGUAAGCAAUUGUGUGAUGUAGCCAAUCGUCUUCUGAUCAAACUUGAGAACAAAGUCCAUCACUCUGAAGUUACAACACAUAUGCUGAGUUUCCUAACUGGUAAGCUCUAUUGUUGUAGAAAGAGUUGUCUGUCUGCUCUAUGUUUCUGCAGUCGAAUUGCUUAUUUGUUUCUUUACUGGUUUUAUGACUUUAUCCCUCACCCUUCCCUGCUAUAUGUUGACUGCGAAACGCAGAAUUCAAUGACAGACUGAAUGUGAUUAUAUUGUUUCUGUAGUAAUUAUUCUGCACAUCUACAAAGUCUGUUUCUACUCGUCUGCAGCAGAAAUGACAAUCUAAUAUUUCUGUAGCUGGUGCGGAAAGACUCUCUUACGCCAUUCUAACUUUGGCUUGUUUGUCUCUUAUGGUUUUAUCGAUUCAACAGAAUGGUGUCAGUCAAAACACGUGAAUUGGCGUUGGCCGGCCUCUUUUUGUCUUUUUUCCACGAGAAUUAGUUUCAACAUGAGUGCCACCCUAAACAACUGUUUUGAACAAAGUGAGAAAACUGUCCAACAUGAGUGCCACCCUAAACAACUAUUUUGAGCAAGAUUCAAUGUGAUGGAGAUUCGUAUUAACCUCUGUAAAUUCUCUUUCUCAGAAGCUCGCACAUUCUAGACUCGGACUGCCUUAUGUAUGACAGCUGCAGUACUGGGGGUUUCAAUUGAGAUUUAAAUAGAAUGUUUCAUUACUAGAAAUAUUUUUUACAAUCUUCCAUCAUUAUGUGAUAUGCAACUGAAAUAAAUUAGGAAAGAAUUAGCCACGCGGACAUAUAUUAUGUGUUCGUGUUUUUUGGACAAUACAAAUAUAUUGAUGCUGCUGCGAGUUUACCAGCUGAUCAAUAUUCAUCUGAGUACUAAUUUUUAACCUGCAUCUGUGCAACGAAAGAACGAAAUGAGAAAAACAUACAAAUCUAGUGACUUCUGAAUCCAUGUUCCUAUAUCAAUUAGUUUUUUGUGGUUAGUAGUAGCUGAUUAUUUUCUAAAGAUAUUUCAUAUCUAUUGAAUGUUAAUAUCGUGCGAGGUCUGUGAAUUUCGUGAUGUGUUGAGGUAUCUUUUAAACUGUUGACAGUUGCAAAAUUAUACCUCACCCUUGUAUCUUCUAAAUUCAUGAGUUUUUCCCCGAAUAAAAAUAAUAAGAUUCGUGUCAGGGAUAUGGUAGUUUACUUGCAGAUCUGUAGGUGGUCAUCUUAUUCUUCUUAGUAAUAAGAAGGGACAGUGAGAGCAUGAUACCAAAAUUAGUUAUAUUUAUUUGUGGGAAACCAUGCUUCAAUUUCUGUCUUGGUUCGAGAUUGAACCUGAAUCAUGAAAGGCCUUGACAAAUCCUCAGGCUCAUGCCGAUGUGACUUCAAACUUUUUCAGGCUUGACUUCAGAAAAGGAAUUAUUCACUGAUCGUUGCUCUGGAUCUUGUUCUCUUACUUGUAGCUAGGGUUUUCCAUGGGCUAAGUAUGCUUAAAGUCUAGUCUGGGUCGGGUUUUCAUGGUUUGACCUGAAAAUUAAUCGUAGAUAUAAAAAUAUGCCUUGCCUGGUGCCACUUCAGGCUACGUCCAGGAUUUGACAUGUGUGACCUGGAAUCAUGUAGUCUGUAUUCGUCUUCCCCUGAUAGAAACCUCCUGUCACCACACUACCCCUGUUCUUCCUCAUUCCUCCAGCUGGAAGGCACCUCUUGGUCCUUCUAGUGACCCAUAAUCCUUUCCGAUAAUCUAACCCUCCCUUUCCCUGGUUUGCCCCCUCUCACCCUUCGCUGGAUUUGGUCAUCCCAACCUUACUGACCGCAUGGCUUGCAGUGCAUCACAGGGGUCGAGCUACCCCAUCUUUAAUGUUUUUCUCUUGGUCCGGGGUAGCGUCUUAAAAGCCACCCGUUGACACUCCUUGUAGUAUCCCUGUGAUAAAUUUUUCUAUGUUUUUUGGCUAAAGAUAAAAAUUUGAUAUUCCCUACAACUGUUCUAUUCUGUCCUUGGUUUUUUGACUAUCUACAAUCUUCUUGGUUGAUUCAAUAAGACGUCCAUUUUCUAGGAAGAUAUACUGUGGAAGAAGGUGAUGUUCGCUCUUGUUUUGGAGCUAGACUUAUAGCCUUCUUGAUGUUCCUUUGGGAUUACAGGUCAGUCCCAGGUUUUUGUAAUCCAUUUCGUGUCGAGUUGUAGCUGCCCCUGUGGGAAUCUUUAAUAAAUGUCCUUGGAGAGUAGGACUCCUUGUUCUGUAGCACUGCUCAAGUGGUUCUUGGCGGAGCAAAUAGAACGUAAGCCACACAUCCUUCAGUACAUAUGCAGCAAAACUUUUGCCCAACACUCAGUGGGACAAAAUUGGAGCUUCCAUCUUUCUGUCAUAACGUCAUAUGAACUUUUGUAUGCAUGCUUAAUAUUUUAGGCUGUUUAAUCUCACAAUCUUGGCUUGAGGUUGUUCUUAAGAUAUUUUCUCAUCUUUGACAUUUCAGGUGGUUCUAACUUCAGCAAUGACCCUUCGAAACUUCCUGAAAAAGUUCCUGGAAAACCUACUGAUGUAAUGAACGAAUUAGUUGGAUCAAGCAAGGGGCCACUAUGGCUUGAUUCUUCUGCAAAGAAAUCCGUACGGUUAGAAGCUGGCGAUAGUGUUCUUCCAAUGACGGAUCGUAGGCAAAGACCAAAUGGGGAUAUUGAAUUAAACAGUCUUGAAAGGCAACAAUUCAUUGAUGAGCUAGACAAUGUAGUAAGAUUAAAAGAGGCUGAGGCCAAAUUGUACCAAGCACGUGCUGAUGAUGCAAGGAGAGAAGCUGAAGGCUUGAAGCGGAUUUGCAAGGCCAAGAUUGAAAUGAUUGAGAAAGAUUAUGUGAAUGAGCUUACAAGGCUGCAAAUGUCUGAGGCAGAGGAAAAGCGUAAACAAAAGUUUGACGAGUUACAGGCACUUGAACAAGCGCAUCGUGAGUAUCUAAAAAUGAAAGCAAGGAUGGAAGGUGAUGUUAAAAAUCUUUUGUCAAAAAUGGAGGCUACCCGACAAAACUUGAAUAUGUGA